AUGAUGAAAAGAACAAGUAAAACAAAAAAAGAGCGAGACGAUGUCCAAGACAACCAAGAAAGUAGAUGGGCAAGUCAACUUCGUCUCGGCAAAAGACGACGAUGGGCGAGCCAAGUAAGAUUUGGAAGAAAGAGAUAA
Messenger RNA from Dracunculus medinensis (Guinea worm), 138 nucleotides. NCBI's taxonomy places the organism in Eukaryota, Metazoa, Nematoda, Chromadorea, Rhabditida, Dracunculidae. The record is from the annotation of a GenBank genome assembly.